Molecule: messenger RNA, 931 nt
Organism: Astyanax mexicanus (Mexican tetra)
Lineage: Eukaryota; Metazoa; Chordata; Actinopteri; Characiformes; Acestrorhamphidae
Gene: mrpl34
Product: mitochondrial ribosomal protein L34
Exons: 2
Coding region: 135-476 (113 amino acids)
Biological process (GO): translation
Cellular component (GO): mitochondrial large ribosomal subunit; ribosome
Molecular function (GO): structural constituent of ribosome
Source: RefSeq, a predicted model, not a curated record
AUUUUGAAAAGUGGCGGCGGCGGAACUGAGCGCCUCGUUUAUGCAGCGCUGAGCUCGGGGUAUCCGCUCAGGCUAAAGCUAAAGGUCUUUUACUGUCUUAAGACAGAUACAUACGGAUUAAUAUCAUUAAAGAAAUGAACUUCAUACGAUCGGCCUGUCUGCGUUUAGCAGGAGAGACAGUGUUGUCUGGAAUCAGAGGUGGGACGUCUGCCUGCAGUGGGCUGCGCUCCUUCAGCUCCUGGUUGCCGUUUACAGAGCGGAGACCCGCAGGCUGCAGGACCGUGGGAGACGGAGUUUCUCAGAUUCCCUCCUGGCACUGUCAGCAGGUUCGCACCAAGAAGAGAGGUAUGGAAUAUCAGCCCAACAACAUCAAGAGGAAGAGGACGCACGGCUGGAUCAAACGGAUCAGCACGCAGGGCGGCAUCGAGGUGAUCCUGCGCAGAAUGCUUAAAGGACGACGAUCUCUUUCGCACUGAACACACACACCCACUGAGACUGUGAGAAGGGCGGUCUAAGGACAGAACUCAGAGACUCAACAUUUGUAGCUGUUAGGAAACGGCUAACAGUCAGGCUUUGCGCGUUUGUAUGUUUUUGGCAGACUGAGUGAAAAUAAUAAUAAUAAUAAUAAAAAAAAUGAAAUGUAUGAAACAUGGGUUCUUUGAUUUGAGGUUCUUUGAAGUGUAGAACAGUGCUGUGUCUACAUUUACCAGCUCAGUAGCGAUGUUAAUAAUAAUGCUCUGUUAUAGAUUGUAUUAUUCUGUUAUUAAAAUUUAGGAUAAGUGGAAAUAGCCGCAUUGAUAUAUCAAAAAAAUUGCAAAUUCACAUAGUUACUCCAUGAUUUCUCUAUAGAAUCUGCUUUAUGCGUGCAUUGAGAAGGCCCCUGCUGCUUUCGCAAUGGGUUGGGUUUGUGAAAAUCGUUUUAUGGCCGAUU